This is a messenger RNA of Symbiodinium natans, 1632 nucleotides long. NCBI's taxonomy places the organism in Eukaryota, Dinophyceae, Suessiales, Symbiodiniaceae. The record is from the annotation of a GenBank genome assembly.
AUGGACGGCGAUGAGAAUGCCGGGCUUGUUGACGAGGAGCGCGAGCCCGCGACCUCCUCACAGCCGACAUGCUGGAGGAGGUUUAGAUUCUGUCGGCUCACCGCGCUGGCGCUGACCUCUGCAGCCCUGUUGGCUCUGGCGGCGGUGGAAGGUUCCCCCCUCCGGCGGUUGUGGGAGCUGAGUAACCUCGAGGAUGUGGUGCAGCUUGCAGACAAAGGUGCCCCUCCGAACUACAGGGGCGGCCAGGCACUCGACCCGAAAGCCGGCUCGGACAUGGGCGUCUGUGUUGGCCACGUCAUCUCCGCAGGGGCUUGGGCGGCUGCUGCGGCGCUUAAGGUGACCAGCGCCAUGGUAGAGUGCGAUCUCAGGAGCUACGUCGACGGCGCAAAGAUUAGCUCGCUGGGCAUAGGAUUCAGAAAGAAGCCAAUCGCGCUCGAUCCGUCCCUCCGGGGCCCGAUGUGUGCUCGGAGCGUUUUGGGCUUUAUCCGCGAUCUCGCCUCUGUAGGAACGCACCUUGAGACAUCGGCAGACUACUGCGGGAAGGACCGCAUCGACGACAUCAAAUGCGCGUCUGCUGUCACGAACGCUGUGAGGAACGCCGCACACUUCUCACGGUUCGCCAGCGAGCUGGAUGCGUUUUGCCCGCAGGACUCUGGGCUGCGGAACUUCUUCCUCUGCGCCAAUCGUAUUGAAGGAAUGGGCUGGGCCAUCGAUGCCAUGCUCGGCGCCAUCUCUGGUGCAGCACGAACUUGCGGUGCCACGGCCGCUGAUCUUCCGCAGCCUCCAGCCCAAUAUGGUUCCUGCGUCGGGGAGGUGCUGGGCGCUGCGGGAUACAUUGCGGCUGCGGGCUUCAACACCUACAACGCCGCGAAUUUCUCCUGCCUUGGGGCGCUGGAGCCAGAAAAGAUUGCGAAGUUGACGCACUUCGAGAAGGAAAGGAUCAACGCGCAAUGCGCGCAGCUCUCCGCCUCUUCAGCGCGCCAGUUCGCCAUCGCGGCGGCCAAGGCCAGCGAGGCGGCGGGUCAUUGCUCGAGCAUCACCAGCAUCCAAAAGGAAGGGCGAUGCGGCCGCACACUGGCCCUGGGUUUAGCAGCCUUGGCCGGUGCUGCCGAGGGAGCCGGGUUCAUGCGGCGAGAGUGUUUGGAGACGGCUCCCUGCUGCCAGUCCCGGGUAGGCAGCCCGUUUGAGUUUGAGUGCAACUGCACGUCGCAGAAGCUUCUGGACAGGGUGAGGCGCGGCAACAUCCGGGCAAAGCGCUGCGCCCGGUUUACCUCCUCGACGCUGAAAGAGCUGGCCAUGGUCGUGACCAUGAUGUCUGAGGGCGCAAGCGAAUGUGGCGGCCCGGACAUUGCCGGAAAUGCUUGCACCCACUUGCUCGGUGGCGCCUUCGCUGGCUUGUUCUUCUUUAGCGAGGCAAUUAGCCGAAUGACCCUCAGGUGUCAUAAGUCGCCGAACCACAACUUUUUCCAGUACUUCGCGUGCUCCCAGGACCAAGGCUUCAUGGGGGAGGCCAUCGACACCAUGGCCGUCGCCAUCGGAGCCUCGUUGAGAGACUGCGGUCUCGGGUAUGCGCCCGGCAGAGAAAGGAAGUCCAGCUGGCUCGGUUUCGGCCGUCGGUACUUUCUGCCCUGA